Molecule: messenger RNA, 490 nt
Organism: Phanerochaete carnosa HHB-10118-sp
Lineage: Eukaryota; Fungi; Basidiomycota; Agaricomycetes; Polyporales; Phanerochaetaceae
Exons: 1
Coding region: 31-234 (67 amino acids)
Source: RefSeq, a predicted model, not a curated record
ACACUGGCUCACUUAUCACAGAGUGCGGCCAUGCCUGAGUUCCUCCAUCUAUCGACGCACGCGGCAUCAUACCAUGAGGUACAAUUUCUCCGGCCCGCAUCACUUGACAUCCUGGAGACUGACGACACAGAGCAGGCCAUUGCGCACGUUGAGACGCACGAGAUGGAUAGUGACGUUAUGUGGCCCGACGAGCGUACUUCCGCGCCCGAGAACAAGGUGGGCGAUGUGGCGUAGCCCUGCACCUUUCUCUCGCCAGCAUUCACCUUUGUUCUCUCUGCUAUAUCGUAGGAUACUCUAUAGCUGGAAUUGUCGCGUCUUGUCUCUAUAGAUUUUGGCAUUUUGUGCGUGUAUAUCAUACAGUCGGUGUCACUAGCCACCCUUUGUAAUUACAGCUUUUCAUCGCUCCCAUGACCGUAGACGUCAGCUCUCUAGCACUAUCUUACAUUGUAAUAAUACAUUGCGUUCCGCUGAAGAGUGCGCUUGGCUACAU